Messenger RNA from Colletotrichum phormii, 392 nucleotides. RefSeq lists its product as uncharacterized. The transcript has a single exon. The coding region runs from base 24 to 275 and encodes 83 amino acids. Lineage: Eukaryota; Fungi; Ascomycota; Sordariomycetes; Glomerellales; Glomerellaceae. The record is from RefSeq and is a predicted model, not a curated record.
CUUAUCUCGGACUUGGGGAGUUCAUGGGUCUGAUUUUUAGCGUUACUAUGUGUGGCAUGGAGUCGUUCUGCCCGAAAUUGUUCCCCAUACCCGACCACUUCCCGAGCCCCGAAUCUGCACUCCAUCCGGCCGAACGUCCCGGCCAGUCCCUCUCCCUUUACCCCAGUCCGGGCCCUCGUCUCGAGGCCACGGCCACCGUCUCCCGGAACCAUCAAGGUGCCCGUGCGGCCCGGUGUCUCCACAAUUUCCCUUCUCUCCGAAACUGUCGGACUUAGGAAUCCUAGAUGACUGGCAGGAAGGCACGCGACGAGGAUCGUUUCUUUCCUUAAAUGCAUCGGGCCCCGAACACUUUCGUUGCGGCCGGUCGCCCUCCGAAGUCUCCCUUCUUUCCU